Molecule: messenger RNA, 273 nt
Organism: Cetraspora pellucida
Lineage: Eukaryota; Fungi; Glomeromycota; Glomeromycetes; Diversisporales; Gigasporaceae
Source: the annotation of a GenBank genome assembly
AUGAAAAUAUCGAGCAGACAAAAGUAUCAGACAAGUGAAAGUGUCAGGCAAGUGAAAGUGUUAGGCAAGCAAAAGUGUUGGGCAAGCAAAAGUGUUGGGCAAGCAAAAGUGUUAGGCAAGCAAAAGUGUUGGACAAGCGAAAAUAUCAGGCAAGUGAAAGUGUCGGGCAAGCAAAAGCAUCGAGCAAGUGAAAGUAUUAGGCAAGCAAAAGUAUUGGCAAGCGAAAGUGUUAGGCAAGUGAAAGUGCUGGGCAAGCGAAAGUGUCAGGCAAGU